AGUGGGAGCAGCCUGCACUAUUCUCACCCAGACAUGCUUUCAGUGAGCAGAUAGGACAGGAGAUGAGUGCAGGGGGUCAAUUGGAAACAUCUUCACUGUGACAGGAACAGGAAGUGGUGAACAGAGAGCGAGCUACCCGGUAAAACAUGAGCCUUUUCUGUUCCUCUCUCUUGACUCUGCCUCUACAUCAUCUCAGCCUCUCCAAAUGUACAUUCAUCAGGCUUUGUUAUGUAUUUAAUUUAAAUCUGGAGGAAGCAUCUUCAGCCCCGUCUUGUCUGGCACCUGUUUGAUUUGUUUGGAGGCGAAAUGACACAAAACCGUGCAGGGACUGCCAAUGGUACCACGAAAAAGGGAGCCGAACUCAAAAUUGUGAUAGUGGGAGAUGGAGGCUGCGGAAAGACAUCACUUGUGAUGGUUUAUGCUAAAGGUGAUUUUCCAGAGAAAUAUGCACCGUCAGUGUUUGAAAAAUAUGUCACCACUAUCUCUCUGGGAGGAAAAGAGAUAAAGCUCAACCUGUAUGACACAGCUGGACAGGAAGACUAUGACAGACUACGGCCGCUUUCAUACCAAGAAGUGGAUCUGGUCUUAGUGUGCUUUGAUGUGACCAACCCCACCAGCCAUGAGAACGUCCUGAUAAAGUGGCACCCGGAGGUGAAGCACUUCUGUCCGGACACUCCGGUCAUCCUGAUUGGCUGCAAGACUGACCUCAGGAAGGAUAAAGAGUGUACCAGGAAGCUCAAGGCCAUGGAUCAGGCGCCCAUCACUUACAUACAGGGUGAGGAGACGCGGCAGGUGAUGAAUGCGGAGCUCUACCUCGAGUGUUCGGCAAAGUAUCAGGAGAACGUGGAAGACCUUUUCAGGGAGGCCACCAAAAGAACUUUUGCCUUCCAUCGAAAACAAAAAGGCAAGAGGAAGAAGAAAUGUGUCGUUUUGUGACGACUCCACUGGUUUCAUUUGUUUUAGACACUCACACAUUGAGAGUGGUUGGACAUUCAGAAACCAAAGACAGAUGUGGAAACAGCUGUAAGACUACUAGUUCAGAAAGUUCACUCAGCGGUCCCUGUAAGUCUGGGCCUCACUGAAUCAUCAGCUCUUUACCGUCACAAGAAAAUGACUAAUGACAAUUUUGCAAGAAGUUUGCAACUUGAAAUACCUUCUGUCAAUGUUUUUUUUCACUUUUGUAUGAGACAUUUUUUGUAUUUUUAUAUAUUUUUUCUGUUAGAAAGCUUUGCACUGUUUUCAAACCUGUUUUAUUGAAUGUACAUCUAUCGGACGAAUUAGAACGGUUAGUUCUUGUAUUGUCGAUUCAAAUGUCUGAAUCUGGUUUAAAAGCUGCUGCUAGAUAACAAAUUCCCAGACAGAAUAGUUGUUGAAAUUCAAUAUAUCAUGGUACUGUAGCUUUAACAGUCUUGAGAAAAAAAACUUGAUCCACACCCAACAGGUUAGUUCAUUUCCAGUAAAACAAACACUGAACUAGAAUUUGUUUUGGAGCUGUGUCAACCUGAAGCAGAGCUCUUAUCUUUUCCAACAGCGCCCACUAGUGUCGGAAAAACGCAAUGUGUGCAAUGGUUGCACAAUUUAGGUAUUUCCACAAUUCCCACACUGUAAAAUUGAAGGAACACUGAAAGAAAAUGCAAUUACUUUCUGUCCCAUUGCACAAAAAAAAUACAGAUACAGCAUUGAUUUUUUUAUUAGGUCUUUUCUUUAUUAUUUUUUUUUUUACAACAAUGUACACAGAUUGAAUCAACUGUCUCUUGAUACUGAUCGUAGUCAGGCACCAGGUACAGUCUCCAAAUGAAAACAUUGUUUAACAUCAGCUACAUCAUAAAAAUGAGGAAAUCAAGUUGUUUUGUGCAUUCUGGCAGCUCUCGCAUCAAAUGUAACAUUUUGGUCUGUGACUUAACAAUUUCCCUUCAAUAAAAGUGUAACAUAAAUAUCGUGAUUCUCUUCAGCAGGAUUGCUUUCUGGGAAAUGCCAUAAAAAAAAC
Molecule: messenger RNA, 1987 nt
Organism: Sebastes umbrosus (honeycomb rockfish)
Lineage: Eukaryota; Metazoa; Chordata; Actinopteri; Perciformes; Sebastidae
Gene: rhof
Product: ras homolog family member F
Exons: 5
Coding region: 307-936 (209 amino acids)
Biological process (GO): small GTPase-mediated signal transduction; cell migration
Molecular function (GO): GTPase activity; GTP binding
Source: RefSeq, a predicted model, not a curated record